Ipomoea nil (Japanese morning glory) is the source of this 1203-nucleotide messenger RNA. RefSeq lists its product as uncharacterized. The transcript has a single exon. Bases 1 to 1203 code for a protein of 400 amino acids. Lineage: Eukaryota; Viridiplantae; Streptophyta; Magnoliopsida; Solanales; Convolvulaceae. The record is from RefSeq and is a predicted model, not a curated record.
AUGGAUUCUGGAAAGAGUGGGAGUUUACAGUCGUCGAGUGGCGGCGAUGAUGAGUACGAUUCACGGGGAGAUUCCAUUUCUGCUUUGCUAGCUCAGCCACAUCAUCAUGUCGUCGUUGACUGCAUUUCCCAUCACCCACAACCGCCGUAUCCGCCGCCCCAUUCCGCCGCCAACGCUGCCAUGUAUAAUCCUUUGUUGUCUAAACUGUUUGAACAACCUCUCCUGCCGCUUCCCGGCGAACACAACUCAACCCCGCCCCCGGCCGUAUGGUCUAAAACCCUAAGACCUGACAACAACCCCAUGUUAGCCUCCUCUAAUAGCCAACAGCGCGUCUCCGGCGGCGGUUUGGCCGGGCAAUCAGCUCCGGUUUCAUUUCCUUUGGCGGCGGAACAGCAUGCUUGUGGUGCUACGGCGGCGACUGGGGAUGGGAGAGUGUAUGAUCAAGCCCACGUUGUACGUAACCCGAAGAAACGGGCGAGAGCUUCGAGACGAGCGCCGACCACCGUGCUCACCACAGACACCUCCAAUUUCCGAGCUAUGGUUCAGGAAUUUACCGGGAUUCCGUCGCCGCCUUUCACGUCCUUGCCGUUCUCCAGAACCCGCCUCGAUACCUUGGCCGCGCCCUCCGCCAUGAGAUCUGGCGCCGCCUCUCACUUCGCCGACAAUAUCCGUCCAUCUCCGCCGUAUCUCCGCCGCCCAUUUGCUCAGAAAAUCCAACCGCUCCACCCGGCGUUUCCUCCUCCGCCUUCCUCUUCCUUUCCGCCGUCUACUUUGGUUGACGUUUUAGCUUCUUCCACCACUAACAACAACAAUAUCUCUUCCGGUUCAAGCAUUACCCCCUCAACUCUCCUCGGCAUUUCAUCGAACACCUCGCAGCUUAAAAUGGGCGGUUUCAUGGACGCAUUUGGCUCAGCAAACGCCGCAGCUCUCACCGCGCUUCCCAGCCUCAUCUCCCCCAGGCGGAGCGAAACCACACCCGCCAGUUGGGACGGCGGCGGAUUUCGAUCGGAAAACUCAUCCACAUCCCGGCAACCCCAGUCAUCCUCCAACAACAACAUAUUCUCCUGCACUUCCCCGGCGGCGAUCGGAAAACUCACCAUCCCGGCAACUUCCUCCAAUUUUCACGGCUACAAGUCCCCGGAAAACGUCGGAGCUAGCAGAGGUGAAGGUAUGGUGGAAUCAUGGAUUUGUUCUUCAGAGUAG